Molecule: messenger RNA, 3409 nt
Organism: Nothobranchius furzeri (turquoise killifish)
Lineage: Eukaryota; Metazoa; Chordata; Actinopteri; Cyprinodontiformes; Nothobranchiidae
Product: inter-alpha-trypsin inhibitor heavy chain H3
Source: RefSeq, a predicted model, not a curated record
UGAGAAAAUCAAUGUUCGCUGAAUCAUAAAUGUUGACUGCGUUUGAGUGAAAACUACAGUUUGAGCCGAGUCUUCUCUGAGGAAGCAUGAGGAAAGCUGUGUUGCAGCUCACACUCUUGGGCCUGCUGCUGACUUUGGCUGCUUCACAACCAAACAAGGAUGACUGGGACAUCAGAAGCUUUCACAUUAACUCCACUGUCACCAGCCGUUAUGCCACCACUAUCAUCACAAGCCGCGUGGCCAACAGUAGGAAUGAAUCCAGGGAAAUCGAAUUCCAUGUCCAGAUUCCCAAGAACGCUUUCAUCAGCAGAUUCAGAAUGUUUAUAGACGGUCAGGUGUACGAUGGGGUUGUGAAAACUAAGGAGCAGGCUCAGCAGCAGUACACUCAGGCUGUGUCCAGGGGACAAAGUGCUGGAAUUGUCAGCUCUGUAGGGAGGACCAUGGAGGAGUUUAAAACCUCCGUGACUGUGGCGGCCCACAAAAAGGUCACGUUUGAGCUCACCUACGAGGAACUACUGAAACGCACACUUGGUAAAUACGAGCUGCAAAUCCACGCUCGACCCAUGCAGCCUGUUGCAGAUUUCAAGGUUGACGUGUACAUUUAUGAGAAAGCUGGCAUCAGUUACAUUGAUGUGAAAGGAGGACUGAGCACUAAAGCUCUGGCUAAUGCCAUCACCAAAACUCAUGCAGACAAACAGGCGUGGGUCCAUUUCUAUCCAACAGUGGACCAGCAGAAAACCUGUGACAACUGUGGGGAGCAGGGUAUGAAUGGAGAUCUGGUUAUUGUUUACGACGUCAACAGAGACGAUGGACUAGGAGACAUCAAGACAUCAGACGGAUACUUCGUCCAUCAUUUUGCUCCAUCGAGCCUUACUCGAUUACCAAAGAAUAUUGUAUUUCUCAUUGAUCAAAGUGGCUCAAUGCUCGGCAAAAAAAUUCAACAGACUCGAACUGCUCUGCUCCAUAUCUUGAACGAUCUGGCUGAAGAUGACUUCUUUGGUCUCAUCACAUUUGAUAGCUCAAUUUCUCAAUGGAAACGAGAACUUGUUCAGGCCACUAGUGAAAAUUUGGAGGAAGCCAAAGUCUUUGCAAGAAAUAUUCCAGCCAGUGGAGGAACAAACAUUAAUGACGCUGUGUUGGAAGGAGCACAUAUGCUGAAUGCACAUCCCAGAGAGGGUUCAGCAUCCAUCCUGAUACUUCUCACAGAUGGAGACCCCACCUCAGGAGUAACAAAUCCUGAAAUUAUACAAUCAAAUGCAAGAAGGGCCAUUGCAGAGAAAUUCCCACUCUACUGUCUUGGUUUUGGGUUUGAUGUGAAGUUUGAGUUCCUAGAGAAAAUGUCACUGGAGAACAAUGGUGUUGCACGACGUAUAUAUGAAGAUUCAGAUGCUGAUUUACAGCUGCAGGGUUUCUAUGAAGAAGUGGCCACUCCUCUGUUAACAGAUGUGACUAUGAUCUAUUUGGGAGGAACCAACCUCACCAAGACUAACUUCAGUCAGUAUUAUAAUGGCUCUGAGAUUGUGGUGGCUGGUCAGAUCACGGACAAUAACAUCGAAACCUUCAUUCCUGAAGUUGUGGCCAUCUCAAGUAACAGAAAAGUGACAUUUUCCAACACAAAGCCCUCUGUGGAGCCCUCUACUGAAACAGUGGCUGAAGGUCUUCUUCAGAGGGUUUGGGCCUAUCUGAAAGUGAAACAGCUUCUGGAAAAAGAGGUGCUUUUGUCUGGACCAGAGAAAGAAAAAGUGAAGAAGGAGACUCUAGAGCUCUCUCUGAAGUACAGUUUUGUGACUCCACUCACAUCCAUGGUGGUCACCAAACCUCAGGAGAAUAAAACAGAAGUCCUUCACAAACCCAAGGAGGGGAAAAGACAACGUGGUUAUGACAUCUCAUUUAAACACAGUCAUGGCAGGGGCAGACAUCAUUCACUGUUACUGAAUAGCAACCGUCCAGUUUUACAGAAAAAUGGACAUGUAACCAGGAACCGUCCAGUCAAAUCAAAACACAUUUCUCCUCCUCUAAAUGAAGAUUACGGUCUCUCUUACGCUUCAUUACCACGUGAUUUUAAGAUCAUACGAUAUGAGAGUUUGAGACCUUCCACCCGUCUCCUUGCAAAGCAUCCUCCACCUGCAACCUCUGCUCCUCUUACUCACAGAUUUUUGCUAAAAACUGAGAAUCUUUCUCUUCCGUUGUGCUUUGACAUCACUGGACCUGCUAUUCUUAAACUUCUCUACUAUCCCACCAGAGUGCUGCAUAUUAAUGGAGAGCUGGACUCAGAAACAAAUGGGGGAUUCACAAAGAUUGCCAUCCACGUCACAGCUGACCACCAUAUUGAGGUUGAAACAGAGAUGGUAACUGUUCAAAAGGGACAGGCUGUAACACGCUACGCUGGACAGGAAAUCAUCAGCUAUGGAAGUGUAAAUGUGCAGAGGAGUAACAGAGAAAUCAACGUUACUGUUGAUGACAUGCUCUUGCGCAUCUUAGUUCAUGUGAAGAACGGCCACAAAUUCCUUUGGCCCGUUUUGGUACGAUGGCCACUUGUCAGCAGCGCAGAGGGAAUUUCAGCUUUGAAGCCUGUAGAUUAUGAGGAGGCGCACCAACAGCAGACAAAACUGAUCAUCAACCACAAAAACGUUCAUGUCACCAGAUCGUCUGCUCAUGACUACAGUUUUUCCUCUCCUUUGGAAUUAAACUGCUGGCUCAGUUCACCUGAUGAUGCUCUGCAGAGACCCCAUCAAGAUUUCUUCACUGCUCAAAUUUAAUAUGUUUAAAACUUUUGUGUGAGACAACAAAACACAAUGGAGAGGCAAAUUAUUUAAAACAACCUCACUUUCUAAAAUUCAGGUCAAAAAUGAAUAAAUAUCUUGGUGCAAUAAACAUCCAUGGACCGUCAGGAACACAUUGAAUGAAAGAUUUUAAAUCAACUUUUCAUAUGUUUGUUUUCUGCAGUACAUCAUUUGAAAAUUAUUAUGUUGGUUUGUUUCUUGUUAAAAUGCAGUUUUAUGACAUGUUUUCAUUGCAUUAAGUGCAAAACCACUGCCAUGUAAGUGAAUUACCUGAAUUAUUCCAUUAAUUCUCAAUGUAGCAACACUUUUCAAAAGUAAAUCGAUCUUUGAAAACCUGCUGUGCAACACAAUUAGAGCUGCAGCUCCAGAGUUUCUGCUGAACAGGUUUCUGUUGAUGUAACAUUGGGCCAAGCACUGCAAUCUGUAAAGAAUGUGUGACAUUUAACCCAUAACUCUACACAGACUGCUUGUGCAUGAAGUGCAAAGUGAAAGCAAAUGAAAGUGUUUGUGCCUUAUGUCCUGUUGUGUAUUGAGUUACCAGAUGUUCUUGCAACUGCUUAAAUCUUGACAGCCUUUUAACACCCAGCCUGAUAAAUGUGUUGGUUGUCAAUAAAUCUUAAGAUGGA